Molecule: messenger RNA, 531 nt
Organism: Elephantulus edwardii (Cape elephant shrew)
Lineage: Eukaryota; Metazoa; Chordata; Mammalia; Macroscelidea; Macroscelididae
Gene: ALKAL2
Product: family with sequence similarity 150, member B
Exons: 6
Coding region: 1-531 (176 amino acids)
Biological process (GO): positive regulation of ERK5 cascade; positive regulation of ERK1 and ERK2 cascade
Molecular function (GO): receptor tyrosine kinase binding; receptor signaling protein tyrosine kinase activator activity
Source: RefSeq, a predicted model, not a curated record
AUGAGUGGCCCCAAACGUUCUGUCCUCUUGGGGCUGGCGCUCUUGAUGGUGACGGUGGGACCCUGCCUAGGAAGAACUGAUUCUGGAGAAAUCACAGAGAGACAGGUACUUUUAAAGCUCAUCAUGAAGUUCUUUCAAGAAUUUGAGAAAUACCACUCCGAGGAAUACAAGCCAUUGCAGUUUUCCAACCAAAAUGACUACACUUUGGGCCAUGAGGGGAUGAAAGACUACGAAGUUUAUCCUGAGGAGCAAAGAGUUGAAAUUGUUCCUCGAGAUUUAAAAACGAAGGAAAAGUUUUUAAAACAUCUUACAGGUCCUAUUUCUUUGGGCCCAAAGUGCCGCAAACAAUUUUAUAGAAUUUAUCACAAUACUAGAGACUGCACCAUUUCUACAUUCUAUAAGAGAUGUGCCAGGCUUCUUAAUCGGUUGGCUUCCAGUCCAGAGUGCAUCCAAGAAAGACAUGAAACUGAGGAGGAGGAGGAGGAGGAGGAAGUAGAGGAGAAAGGAAUGAAGAAGGAAGCAAAGCAGUAA